Molecule: messenger RNA, 4787 nt
Organism: Astrephomene gubernaculifera
Lineage: Eukaryota; Viridiplantae; Chlorophyta; Chlorophyceae; Chlamydomonadales; Astrephomenaceae
Source: the annotation of a GenBank genome assembly
AUAUAGUCAACCUGCACCUACAGGCCACGCGUAAGGCUCUCUUCAGCUAAUAUGUUUGGACUUUGGUUCAAGCUAGCCCUCUGCGCUCUUAUCUUCUCGGCCGUCGCAAACGCGCAAGAUGCUGCUUGUUCAGACAGUACGAUGAAAUCUGUAUGCGGGCAAUGUGGUGUAUGCUGCUGUUACAAGGGACCCUUGAGGUACGAGCCCGAUGAAGAGACGUGUACGUGCAAGAUUACAUAUGGGAGCUCCUUUGUAGUCAUGAUAGUCAUGGGAGCUCUUGCGUUUGUGUGCUCCUUAGUAGGCGGCGCCUAUUUUGGUGGGGGCCACCGGAUAUCACCUUACCGUCGCGAAGAGGACUACCGUGUUAGCGAUUAGGCAGCGCAACACCCUCAAGUGCUGCAUAGUGCCAGCCGGUGGCUGUGUUUGAGGAGUAUAUACAAAGGAAAUACGCAGUGAGUCGUGGAAACCUAUAUAUGCAACCAGAUGCAACAUCCUUUCUUGACCCACCACGCCGCCAGGUAUGGAGGCGAUUCGGAGGAGCCAUCCGUUGGCUUCCUAUCUUUCUUUUAUUUGGCUUCUUAGUCCUGUACUGUGUUCGUUGGUUUAGCUAAACAGCCACCGGUGCGGCUUAGCGCGAGAUCCUGUGUGCGUGCUCCUAAGUAAUAUGGCGUUAGGUUCUCAUAUGACAGAACGUCUGAGAGAAAAUCUUAAGCAAGAUUUGAAGUGUGUAAGGGGCUUGGGUCGCACUGUACGAUUAUGGUUCCAGCAGCUCCAAAGUCAUUUCUGCUCUUGUUGUCUUCUUCUGUUAUCAGGCAUAUGCUCAGAGGAUACUUUGUAAUGGUAUCAAGCCUUGACGACUUCUGCAGUGACAUUUGUGAUAAGUUACCUAUCGCUUUGCUACAAUCGUCAGCGCUGACUUUAGCCCUAGCAUAAGCUGCGGUGCGCCUGUGCUGUCGACUAUUGUAAAAUGACAUACGGACGCGGUUUCCAGGCAGCAGCGCGCUGCGCCGGUCUUCUGCGCUCGGCAGGACGUUCAGGCGGCUACAUGGCGUUUGAGAGCGUCACCAGGAGCGCUGUGCGCAUAACAGGGGUUUGCAGUCCAACUGCUUGGACGGCACAAGCUUCUCAGGCGCAGCAGCGGUUCGCCGCCGCACAGCCAACAUACGGCUUUGCUGCACAGGGCAUACAGAACGCCGUUGACUCCGGUGCCUCUUCCACCGAGACGGGCACGGUCACCGGGUGCUCCUCUGGCGCGGUCGCGGCGGCUGGAGAGGACGGCGAGUGCCUACCAAGUGGGGACAGCGAGGGUGUAUUACCACGUAAUAAGAAAGAACUCAUACGAGCGCCGCCGUGGGCUCCUUCUGUAGCAUCGUCCUUUUCCCGCCAGCUGACGUCACCAUCUGGCCAUAAGUUGCAGCAACCACAGCUUCCCUCCUACACGGCUGGCGCCUUGCACUCGGGUUCCAGCUGCACGGGCGUGCUGCGGCCCCAAGCACAUGCGCAGCAGCGGUACCAGCUCGCGUCGCCUGCUGCUCAGCCAGCUGCGGCCAGGCUGUUCGGCACGCAGGCCUCAGCUGCAGUCCGCGGCAAGGGUAGCGGCCGCCGUGCCGCGCGAGAUGACGAUUCCGACGUGGAUGAGGAGCUGCCGGAGGCUGUGCCCACCUUCCGGCACCCAAGUCGGCCGGGACACUCCGUGCCGUCGCCCCACCGUGGCACGCAGCCGGCUGGCAGCGAUGCAGCGGCAGCCAUGAAGGGCUCAGGGGUUGGUCAUAAGGAAGCAGCGGCGGCGGCGAAGCAGGAGGAGGGCCACCUGAGCGCUGCGGAGUACCGAGAGCGGCAUGGGAUCCAGGUGGACGACCCGGCCUGCCCGGACCCCUACCAGACGUUUGAGGACGCGCCGUUCCCGCCGACUGUGAUGCGCGUGCUGGAGGAGGCCCGCUACGGCGCCCCCAGCGCCAUCCAGGCGCAGGCGUGGCCCAUCGCGCUGGCGGGCCGCGACCUGGUUGCCAUCGCGUCCACCGGCUCCGGCAAGACGCUGGGCUACCUGCUGCCGGCGCUGCUGCAGAUCCAGGCCCGCGGUGGCGACCCCGCACUGGGUCCUAGCGCCCUGGUGCUCGCCCCUACCCGCGAGCUGGCCCGCCAGAUCGAGGAUGAGGCCAUGCGCUUCAGCCGGGUCCUCAUGGGGGCGGGCGCGGCCGACCAGGACCAUCAUGACAUGCACGGGCGGCGUGGCAGUGGCAGCAGGCGCGGGGAGGCGGCGGGCACGCCGCUUCGCACGGUUUGCCUGUACGGCGGCGCAGCGCGUGGGAACCAGCUUGCUGCGAUGCGGCGGCGGCCGCAUCUGAUAAUUGCGACUCCGGGGCGCCUGCUGGACUUUGUCGAGAGCGGCGAAAUCAACAUCGGACAGGUAUCUUUCCUGGUGCUUGACGAGGCGGAUCGCAUGCUGGACAUGGGUUUCGAACCGCAGAUCGCCAGCAUCGCGCGCAACCUGCCUCCCGGCCGUCAGACGCUCUUCUUCUCCGCCACCUGGCCCACCAGCGUGCGGGAGGCUGCCGCGCAGUUCGCCUCGCAGCGCCCCGUUCACGUCUUCAUUGGCGAUGUGCAGGCCAAGCCGGUUGCCGCCACUACCAUCAAGCAGCGCGUGCAGAUUGUGGAGGGGCGCGAGAAGCUGCAAGCGCUCGAGGCCUACCUGCGGACGCAGCUGCUGGAGUCGGAGAGUGAGGAGGGCAAGCAGCAGCAGCGGCGCCGCGGCGGCGAUCGUCGCGGUGGCGAGCGGGAUGAGGAGCCGGGCCGACGCGCCAUUGUGUUCUGCAGGACCAAGGCAGGCUGCGACCACCUGGCCUUUGAGAUCAACUCCACCAUGCCCUUCCAGGCCGCCAGCCUGCACGGUGACAAGUCGCAGGCGGCUCGCGAGUACGCGCUGCAGAAGUUCCGGAGCGGCAAGGUGCCGGUGCUGGUGGCCACUGACGUGGCGGCGCGCGGCCUGGACAUCCCGCACGUGACCGCCGUCGUGAACUACGAGAUGCCGGAUGAGAUCGAGAUGUACGUGCACAGGAUUGGCCGAACAGGUCGCGCGGGGGCCUCGGGUGAUUCCCUAGCGCUCAUCACGCCUCGCGACACCUUCAUCGCGCGCCCUCUGGUAAGCGUGCUGGAGGGCGCCGGGCAGGAGGUGCCGGAGGCCCUGCACGAGCUGGCGGCGGAGGCGGCGCGCAGCAAGAAAGUGGGGCAGUCCAGGAACAAGCCGGCGACCGGCAUGUGGAAGCGUUCGUGGGGGAAUGUGGAGGUGCUCAUGCGGGAGCAUGGCAGGAGCUCCAGGGGCCGGGAUGAGUGGGAUGAUGAGGAGAGGGAGCACUCUAGGCCGCGGCACCAUCAUGCGGAUAACUGGAGGCACGGGGGUGGCCGGGAAGGGGGCGGCCGGGAGGGGCGUGGCCGGGAGGGCGCCGGACGCGGCUCUUACAGGCGGUCACAGAGCGGCGGACGGGAGGAUGAGUGGUGAGCGUUAGUAGGCAUGCGGACUUGGUGAAGAAGUAUGGCCGUGCAUUGCGGACGUUGAGGUGUGCAACAGACAUGUCAUCAUGCUAAGUUUGAUUUGGGAUGGGUGCAAGGGCUUGUGACGACUUGCUAAAAUGCAGCUGCAGUACAGCCGUGCGUAGGUAGCGGCACAUUCUUGCAGUACGCUGCAUGUUUAGGGCAGAGCUGAUGGUUGGAUUUCCGGUGCGUGGUGCGGGCGUGGCAAAAAUACCCUCGAUGAAAAAAUCUAUCGACAGGGACAGAUGACAUGUACGGAAUCAUUUCAAUGCGUAGUAUGCUAAUAUCCUGUCAGACAACGUAUAGAAACUUUUUGUAACCCUGUUACCUUUGGUACCAGCGUCUAGGCACCGAUAUACAAGCAAAAAGCGCGUUGUAAGAAGGCCAGUAACGCGACAUCCGAAUUGUCACCUCGCAGCGUGCGAAACUGCGAAUUCUCGACCAUCUACAGAAGCCUGUAAUGAUGGCAAUUUUUUACAAAUAGUGCAAGCGCGUUUGUGAGCUUGGUUGCGGAGUUGGCGAGGACACAAUGAGCCUCCUCGACGACUACCAAGCUCUGAGGCAGUCUCUGGACAAUGACCUUGGAAAAAUUGAGCGCUUGAUUGCUGAGAUGGAACACGGCUAUUUGACAGCGGAGUAUAGCCAAUGCGGAACAGUCCUCAAGGGCUUCGAGGGCUUCCUAAACUCCAAAGAAGUCUUGAGAAAGAAAUCCCGCACGUUUAAGCCCGAGGACCGCCUAUUCAGUCUGUCGUCCAAGUCCUCCCCUGUGACCCGGGAAAUGGAGCAGCCGGUGUUGGAGGCCAUGGACUCCAUGACGCCCUUGAUAUACGGCAAGAAGUACGCCCAAAAAGGGUACGCCCAAAAGGGCAAGCGGUGACCGCUGACAGAGGGCUUUGGACUUCUUUUGAUCGUGGUUCCGACCCUUCAUGCCGGAAUCCUUUGCAUUUUACCCACAAGCUGAACGUCAUCGAGGAAAAUGAUAUGAACAAGCUUAGCGCACGAGGCCGGAAUGGUACAUAAUAGGUCACGUCCUGCACUGGGACUUUGUACGAUAGCACUGUGCAUAAACCCAUCCCCGGGACUACAAUGCUACAUAGAAGGAUUGCAAUUAUGGCACAGCUGUGCUCAAGCCAGCGUGGUGGGGAUACAGGCGCGAGGAUACACUGGCCAUGGGUGGUUUGUGACGUAUUGGGUAACAGGACCCAGGUGCGGGGCCUCGUUGCCCCUGGCUGGAGCAUGUAAUGCGCACAGAUCUGCGA